GAAAAGUUCAUUAUUAAUUAUAGAUUAACGCAAUCGUGAAAGACGUGUUGUGUAUGCGGUACAUAGUCUCAUGUUUGACUCAGGUUCAAUUCCUGUACACACUUUUCUUUGUUCGAUAUUUUUAUUUAAUUUUUUGUAUUUGGUUUAAUUAGAAUUGAUUUAAAAUAGUGUAUUCAGGUUUUUCUAAUACCUGUUAUUGAGAAAUUUAUUUUCUAUAUAACAUUAUUCAUACUUCUUUUGAAUUGAUUUAUGUAUAUGUAAAACAGCCAUAGAGGCAAUCAUUUGAAUAUGCAUUCCUAUAUUUAAUCUCUUCAGUCAAAUUUGAACUACUUACAUAAACAUAUUGAUGAGAAAAUAUUCUAAUAUCCAUGGAUGCAUUCAGAAAGCCAAACGCGCAUGCACGCAUAUGUAUAUAAAUAUAUACAAACCUUCAACGAACGCAAAAUGUAUGCAUAUAAAAAACAACAACUGCGACCGUCUUCUUGUCCGUCAGUGAAAAGAUGGGAUAUGUAUACCCUAUGAGCAAAAAGAACCGGGAAGGUGAUGUUGACUGUUUCUUUCGAUUGCCAAGGCAUAGUCCACCAUGGGCCAGACAGUCAAUAGAGAAUAUUAUUUAUCCGUUUUGAAACCUUAGAGAGAUGCUGUGUGUUGCAAACCGCCAGAAAUGUGAGCAAACAAUUCUCAGAUUUUGCAUGAUGAUAACGCGCUAUCGCACUGAUGAAAUAGAAUACAAAUCGGCCUGCCGGGGGUGUUUGGAGGACUGGGUUAAACGUUGGCACAUGUGUGUUGCUUCAGACGGGUCAUAUUUUGAAGGAGAUAAUAUAAAUCUGCCUUAAAUUUAACUCUGUUUUGUUUAAUUUAAACAUUCCCGGUACUUUCUGAUCAUAAGGUACAUAUAUGCAGCUUUGCGGACAGCAAUGUGUGAUUCGCUGUAAGUCGCAUUAACUCGCGACUGUCGCACAGUUAGAAGACAUAUUUACAUACAUAUAAGGGUGCAUACAUACAUACGGAGCCGCGGCCACUCGACAUGACAAAAAUUUAAGAUUUAUCAAAUAUUUUCAAAUAAUUCCACGCGAAAUAUUCCAAUAUUGACUAUUUUCGAAUGGUCGCGAAAAUGAAUGGUCGUUUUAUGAAUGAAAUUGAAAUAUGAGCUCUAAUGCUGAAAACAGUGAAGCCCGUAAACGCAAUUCCGGCCCAGCUGUUUCAAUCAAACUAAUGAGAGCCCCAUGUAAACGAAAAGUUCCUUCCUUCCGUAUCGUAGUACCGUAGAUUUUAUUUCACGAUUAUUAAAAAAAAUUCCGUAAUUUUGACCCAGCUGAUUGCACUCUCACCACACAGUGUUGCCAAGCAGUACAUUUCGAAAUCAUUUACAAAAUAAACUUAGAAAAAUUAUAAUUUUUGUUAAAAUAGCUUAAAAAUACUGUUCAAUAAUGUUAAUUAUAGAUAAAUGAACUAUUUGCAUUUGUUGGUUUUUGGCUUUGGUUUAUUAAACAAUGAAAAAUUGUAACUGAUAACGCGGAAGUGUGAAAAAGUGUGUAAGCAAAAAUAUCAAUGGCAACAUUGUGUCGAUACAAGCAGAUGCAUAUGCAUAUAUAUUUAUAAAUUUGUGUACAAACACAUAAAACACGGAAAUGGCGCUGAACGAUGAGCAUCUUGUAUCCCUAGUACAAGAUAAAAAGGAACUCUACGACAAGAGCAAUCCUCUAUAUAAGUUGCAGGGAAGAAAAACGAUGAUAUGGGAACAGAUCGGAAAGGAGCUGCGCACAAGUGGUGAGUGGGAGCUAUAUUUACUAGUAUUUCAAAUUUCAUAACAAAGUUAUUUUAAAGGUGAGGUAUGCAGACGGAGGUGGUUAGCUCUUCGCGAUCGAUAUGGCAGAGAAGCCAGAAAAUCAGAAGCACCAUCAGGCAGUGGAGCAGACUACCAGAGGCAGUGGUAUCUGCUUGAAAGCAUGUCGUUUUUAAGGCCGCAUGUUAUUCCUCGACCAAUUAGGUGCUCACACAAUGUGUGCCCAGCAGUAGCUUCGCUUACACCUUCAAUUGCUACUACUACGCUCUCACCGUUGCCACCAAUAGUGCCAGAAGAAGAGUUUUUUGAUGAUGUAGAUUCACCAUUGCCAUCAACAUCAGCGACAUCUCCACCCCAGUCACAGCGACCUAGCGGAAAAAAACGGGACAGAAGUGCUGAGGUCGAGAAUGGCAUCUUGGAAGCAAUCGAUCUCUUGAAAAAGAGAUGCCUAGAAAGAGAAAAUAAACCAAACAACUCGGCGGACUCCUUCGGUUACAUGAUUGGCUCAAUGGUUGCCAAAAUGAGUGCAGCUAAGCAAGCCCGGGCCCUGCAAGGAAUCCUCGAGGUUAUAUUUAAAAUAGAGCAGGAGCCGGAAUGAGGGUUUUUUUUUAGUUUGAAUUUUUUUUAAUUUAGCUUUAUAAUUCGUUGAAUUUUUUUUAUUUUUAUCUUUUAUUUCAUUUUUUUAAGUUUACUUUUAAGAAUCUUUGAAUUGUAUAGCAUACGAAAAGAAAGAAUGUGGAAUAUGAAUACUGUUAUUUUGUAAAUAUAUAAACUUUGUACCUGAAUUUUGAAAUAAUAAAAGAACUACUUGAAGAAUGAAAAUAUUUCCAAAUAUUUUUAACUGCAUAAAAUUACAGUUGGACUUUAUAUUUGUAAGUAUAUUUAUGUAUAUAAAUUGCAUAACUAAAAGUUCGUAAAUAAAAUUCAUAAAUAAAUAAACAUAAAUAAUAAAAUAAUUCAUUAUAUUUAUAUUUGUUUCACUUCACAUGUCUUUCAAUUUUAUAUGUAGGGUCCGCCAAUGGAAAGGUCUAUGUCAUCUUGGUAUGGUAAAGCUCCAUCAUUUAUGAAAUAAUCAGCAAGCCUAUCGCGGAUAUUAAAUGCAUUUGUUGAAGCUCUCCGAAUUGUAGUCCGUAUACGUGGUAAUGACGAUUCACUAUUAAUUUCUCGUCGCCAUUCCCCACAAUGAACGAUGUUGCCUGGUUCUUGUCGAUCAACAUAAUUUUCAGGGCAAUACCAACGAUUGCGAUUGUUUAAAAUUAUAAAAUUGUGUAAAACAAUGCAGGCCAGCACUACUUUUUCGCAAUUUUUAGGGUCACAUUCAAUCGUGGUGCGAAGAAUUCUCCAUCGCGCCGUUAAUAUUCCAAAGCUGUUCUCUAUUACUCUACGCGCUCUUGAAAGGCGAUAAUUAAAAAUCCGCUUGGUUCUUGGUUAGUUAAAUUCGGGAUAUGGACGCAUCAAGUUUGUUCUCAAUGGGAAUGCAGCAUCACCAACGAAAAAAUGUGGUAAUGGUUGGGGCGAUUCCAUAGAUAUACGCGCGGGAGGCGGUAGUGGCAAAGUAUUUUGCAUCAAGUUCUGUCCAAACGAUGAAAGUUGAAAAACGCCUGUAAAAUAUACAUAUGUAUUAGGUGAAAUAACUUACUACAUUUAAAUUUUAUUACCUCCGUCACUCUGACUACCAUAACUCCCGAUGCUUACUGCAGUGAAAGUAUACUUGGCAUCACAAACGGCCAUCAG
This is a messenger RNA of Anastrepha ludens (Mexican fruit fly), 3520 nucleotides long. RefSeq lists its product as uncharacterized. NCBI's taxonomy places the organism in Eukaryota, Metazoa, Arthropoda, Insecta, Diptera, Tephritidae. The record is from RefSeq and is a predicted model, not a curated record. The transcript has 2 exons. The coding region runs from base 1950 to 2384 and encodes 144 amino acids.